AUGGCAAGCGGGGACGAGAGCGAUGUUGGUGGAUCAUCUACAAGACCGAACGACGCAGAAUCAAGACGUCCGUCAACGACAAGCACGCAAGGCUCGACGGCUGAUCCAGAACCAAGUCAAAAUGAUCGAGCUUCAGGUUUCUUUGGAAGUCUUAGGACGAAUCGGAGUUACAACCCUCUCAGCAAGGACGAUCAACUGAUGGGUAGAGACUGGCCACCGGAAGGACCCAGGCGAGAAGUGAGAGGUACGGCAGAACCUCUAGCUUCGAUGAACAUCCGCGCACCUAGGAGAAGAAGAAGCAGUGCUCCGUCGAGCGCAGGACGUUCAAGACAAGACGUCGAGGCUGGAGCUACAGUAGAGAAUGAUCGUGCAGGAACUUCAGAUUCAGACACUCCUAGACGUCCAAAGGGUCCUCGAGAUGGUUCACAAGGCCCACCUGCACCUCCUUCAAGCCCAGCAAGCGAUGCUGAUGGUGUAGCUGAUUCUGAUGGUUACCCAACACAGAGUUCAAGAGAGAACAACAGGAGUAGAUUUCGAGCUGCAGCACUGCUACCUGGUGAUGGUGAUGUUACGGAUUCGGACGACGAGGACGACUUUGAUGAUAUUCAUAGCCCUGUCGCGCUUGCCGACUUUGGCAGGGAGACAAGUAUGGGUGAAAUAGACUUCAACCAACAACGUCUCCCGAAUACAUCUCAUAGAAGAUCAAGCGAUACGCAACAACUAUUCGGCAUCGAAAGUAUAAUUCCAAGCAAGGCUGACGGUAGCACCGGAUCGUCAAUUCUGAGCAUCCGCUACGACGACCACCAACGCCCAAACUCAUCAUUUCCAAACAAAGGUUAUGAUAUGAGGGGACUUUCAAGCAACCGUAACAACACUGAACAGUUUGAUGACUCGAAUUCUCGCUCACCUUCACAGCACGAUAACAGUGGAAGUCUAAAUUCGAGCUUUGAAAGUAGACAACAACCGUCUACUCGUGAAUCGCAAACCAGAACUUCAUCUUCGACGAGAGCGUCGAAUGCUCAUACAUUGGCGUUUGAAUCUAGGGAGAGGGAUCGCUUCGGAUCAAACACAUUCAACGAAAGUCGAAUCAAUAGGGCUCCAGGUCGUGCACCAACACAAAGCUUCGCUGCUACGAGAUCCAGUGGAUCAGAGGAACAAUUUGGUGGUACUGGUCGUAGAGCUUCGAAUCAACAGUCUCGACCUCCACAGCUUCGAAGUCAGGCGACACAUCAAGGCCAGGAUAUUGGAGCAAGUGGUGCUGCAGAAUCUUGGGAUCGAGAAUACCCCACUCCUCCAAUGGCUACACCUCCGAUGCCUCCUCCUCCAAUCCCUACUCCGCCAAGAGUGAGAGCAUUUGCGAAUUUCCUUCAGCAACACGCCCGGGUGGCUCGCAAUAUCGAGCAAGCAUCGGAGCAGGGACAAGACGAGCAAAAAUCUUCCGAACAAAAAGAUGCCGGUGAUGGUGGAUAUCCAUGGCGGCUCCCAACCCAGGAAACCACUCUACCAUCGCCACUUCCCGGUAGCCAAGCAGCGGUACGGCAAGCAACAAGAGCCUUGCACAAUAUAACCACCAGUAACGCUGAUCUGGCCUUGGUGAUUGCCGAGUCUGAUAAGUACAGACGCGAACGAGAACGUCGGCCGCUUGAUAUAUCCGUCAUUGAGCGAGCUCUUGGAGAGGCAUUUAAUGAAUUUGGUCGAACUCCAAAUUCGGAAUCACCAGAGAUCAGAGUUGAUCCUCCAACACCACAGCCAAGGGCUUCCACUUAUGGCACAGGCCCUGAAUGGACGCAAGGUACAGGCCAGCACCGUAAACGACCCAGCAGCGUGGCAUUCUCUCCAGCAUCAAAUCUACAGCCGCUUCGAGAACCUGCACCGUUCCGAGCACCAUUGGAAGGAUCGGGACAAACACAGGGGUUAGGAAUAUUUGAUAUGCCUAGUGACGCGAGUCAACAGACUGGGCCAUCAAUUGACAGGGCUGGUAGGUUUAAUUCAUCUAGAGGGCCAGGGAAUGGUUCAAGACAAGACUCUCUUCUCGCGAACACAUCCGAGCGAAAACGCCACGCCAGCACACAAGGCAAUCGUGCCAGUAUGACUGAUUCAAUCAGAGAGCCAGAGAGUAUGUUGAGACGGAAUGCUCAACAACGAAGACUUUCCAUCGACACGAGAGCAGCUGGGAGAGCCAUGCAGUCCCACCUCAGUUCUGACGACAGGUCGUCGCGAGGUAGUCUUGGAAGGAACCAAGAUACUGCACCAAGUUCUCGGGCAGGAUCAAACGCUCAUGAUAUGCCUCCUCCCCCUCCACGUGGAACCACCGGUAACCAUGGGAGGUCGACGACUCAAGCUCAACGUCAAAGCACAACUCAACGUCGGAGCGUCCCUUCUCAAGAACAGUCGUCUACUUCAGAAGCCAGCGGAGGUCCACGUCAAAGCGCAAGUGCUCCUCCAAGACAGUCUUCCACUUCGACUACCAGGGCAGGUCCUCACCAAGAAUCGAUAUUGCUAGAAGAUGAAAGCGAAGAGGAGUGA
Molecule: messenger RNA, 2526 nt
Organism: Mollisia scopiformis
Lineage: Eukaryota; Fungi; Ascomycota; Leotiomycetes; Helotiales; Mollisiaceae
Exons: 2
Coding region: 1-2526 (841 amino acids)
Source: RefSeq, a predicted model, not a curated record